Molecule: messenger RNA, 3497 nt
Organism: Paramecium pentaurelia
Lineage: Eukaryota; Ciliophora; Oligohymenophorea; Peniculida; Parameciidae
Source: the annotation of a GenBank genome assembly
AUGGGUCUAGAGUAAUCAAAAUUAUUCAAGCGUCAACCUUGUACAUUAUAGUAUAAAUAUGAUGAUCAUGUAUAUUAUAAAUCUUAAUAAAUAGGUUGUUGAAUUGAAAUAUGAUCCAAAAUAAUAAAUAGGAUAUUAAAAACCUUUACGUUUUCAAGAAAUAAUACAAAUAAAUCCAGCAUUACGUGAUUUAGAUUAGGGUAAAAAUUCUUAAAUAUCUUUUAGAUAUAUUAAUAUAACUUCAAUUUUUACAUGAAUAAGCACUCAAAUCAAUCAUUUUUGAUUAAUUAAAGAAAUGUGAUGAUUUAGUAUUAUUGUACUAAGCUACUAAAUUUAUUGUUAAUUGUACUUCUAAUGAGUGUCUAGAACUCAUUAAUCAUUAUAACAUCAUUUCUAGAAUAACUUAAGAAUUAUAAAAGGACCUUGAUAAAUAAAUAUUAAUUAUCAUCAUAAUACACAAUAUUGUAGGUAAACUACCUUCUAUUGUUUUGGAAUAAAAACAUAUAGAAUGGUUGUUUAGACAUAUGAAUCCUUAUAAUGCUUUAAAUGUCUCUUUAAUAUUAUAGAUAUUAGCAGAUAUUUGUGUUAAUUAAGAUAAAUGCAUUGAGAAUAUUAUAGAAAUUCUAAAAAAUCUCAAAGAAGAAGCUAAAUGGAGAUUUGCCACAGAACCCAUUUUUAAAAUCAUGGAAGUUUAAUAAAACAUCUAUCUUAUAAGAGAUGCUUGCACUUUUAUAAAUGCAUUAGCAGAGACACAUUCAGAUGACGAAAUGUGUGAAUUGAUUAAAUAAUAAAUAGAACAAUAUGGCUUAACAGUUAUUUAUGAUGAUGUCAAAUUAAAACUGAAAAACUAAGAAUUUCAAAUUGAUCAUUGUUCCUAUUAACAUGCAAUGCAAUUUCUAUAUGAAUAAAAAUACUUACCACAUUAUUCUUAAGUUGAUAACUUCUAUUUCAAUAAUCUUUAUGAUUUUGAUCCUAAAAAACCAUUAAUAUUCACCUAUGGAUAUUUUGAUGAGAUUUUUAAUACAGAUCCAGAUUAUUUUGAACUUUAAAAAAAUUAACUUUAAGUUUAAUUAGAUGUUUAUGAUUCAUUAAUUAAACCAAGCUUUAAUCCAAACAAAACAAUUCUAGAAAGAUAAAAUCCCUUAUUUAUUUCUACUAUUACCAAAAAAGGCAGUGAAGAAGGUUUAGUUGGUGCCUUAAAAGGACUAUGGUAGAGUAGAGGAUCUGAAACAACAAAUUAAUAAAUAAUAUUAAAUGCCAUCAAAAAAGCAAAUUCAUUAAUUGAAAUCUAGGAGUUAUUAAUUAAAUUAAAUGAUGAAUCUUCUGGUGUAACUAUUCUUUCUAGAUUAAUUGAUCUUUUAACAAAAAAGUUCGAUCAAAUUAUGGCAGAUCAAAAGAAAAGAGAUUAGAUGAGAAAAGAAAGAGAAGAAGGAUAUAAAUAAUAAAUUGUAAUCUCUAUUUAUAUAAUAGACUUAUCUUUAAUUGGAAAUCAAACAAAGAAUUACUUAAGAUAAUUAAAAGGAUUUUAAAAAUCUUAAUGAAAAACUUAACCUACUAAUUGAAGAAAACAAAAGAUUACAAGAUCAAAGUUAGCAAUACUCUUAACUCAAAAAUAAAUUCUAAGAUAUGAGCAGUUAAUUACUAGAAGCCUAAAAAGUUAUGGCAAAAGCAUAAUAAGUUUCAGAAUUAGAAGCUAAAUUAGAAGAGUAUGCUAGUGAAAUAAACCGAUUAAAAACAACUCACACCUAACCCUAAUUAUGUAAAAUCUAAGCACCCGAAGGAGGUUCAGAACCUCCUCCAAACCCUUCAGAAAAUAUCACGUCAAUUUAAACAGUUUCUUAAAAGGCUGCUCCACCACCUCCACCCCCACCUCCUCCACCACCUCCUCCCUCUGUUUAAUCUACUAACAAUUCUGCACUUCCACCACCACCACCACCACCUCCUCCUGGAGGAAAGACUGGAGCACCACCUCCUCCACCACCACCACCUCCUCCAGGAGGGAAGAAUGGAGCACCACCUCCUCCACCUCCACCACCACCUCCUGGAGGUAAAGCUGGUGGUCCUCCUCCUCCACCACCUCCACCAGGUGGAAAGGCUCCUCCAUUACCAAAUGCUAAACCUGCUGUACCAACAAAACCUAAAUGUUAACCAUCAGUUCCACUUAAAGGUUUAAGUUGGAAUAUUUUAAAACCAGAUUAGAUUGGAAAUUCUGUAUUUUAAGGGAUGAACGAAAAUGAAAUAAAAUUUGAUAUUAAAUCUUUAGAGGAGAAAUUUGCUUCAAAACCAGCUAAAUAAAUCUAAUAAAGUAUUGGGGUAAGUGAUAAAAAGAAGGAAGUAUAGAAAAUCAGUUUGUUGAGUGGAGAAAGAACAAAAAACAUAGAGCUUAUUUUGGGUAAAUUAAGAAUGAGUAAUGAAAAAAUAAAGAAUGCUUUGCUUGAAUGUGAUAAAUCAAUUUUAACUCUAAAUGUGAUAGAAUCUUUAUUAAAUGUGGUUCCAACAGAUUAAGAAAGAUCAUUGUAUGCAAAUCCAGAAGAAUUAGACAAAGAGACUUUAUAAAUAGCAGAUCUAUUUUAUUUAGAAUUAUGUUAAGUACCAGCUUAAGGAGAUAGAAUGUAAGCUAUAAAGGCUGAGUUUGUAGGAAUGGAUAUGUGUAAUGAAUGUAGAGGAAAAUUAAAACAAUUAAAGAAAGGAUUUGAAUUUUAAAAAAAUGAUGAGGCAUUUAAAUUAUUAAUAAAAUGUACAUUAGCAAUAGGUAAUUAUGUAAAUGGUGAUUCUGCAAGAGGAGGAGCUUUUGGAUUUAAAAUAGAUGCUAUAUCAAAAGCAGCAGAUAUAAAGAGUGCAGAUGGAAAAGAGACAUUAUUAAUGAGUAUUGUAUAAGAAUGUGAAUAAAUUUAUGAAAAACAAGGAAAGGGAUAAUUUUUUUCAAAUGAUCGUAUGGAUCUUCUAGAUUUUAUGUGUAGAUUACCAGUUUCAUAGAUGAUAAUUGAUAUAAAUGAAAUAAAGAAAUUGUAAAAGUUAGUUCAGAAUGCAAUAAAAAGUUAAUCUAAACUACCUAAUGAUAGAGUUAAUAGAUUUGAAGAAUUUUCAUAAUAACUUUUAUUAGAAAUAACAGAUUUAUCUUAACUACUAUCAACAUGUGAAUAGUUAUAUUCUGAUUUAUGUAUAUUUUAUUGUGAGAAUCCAAAAACUUUACAAAGUGAUGUAUUUUUCUAAUCUAUUCAAUCAGUUUGGAAUAAUUGUAUAAAAGUAUUUAUAUAUUAAUAUAUUUUAGUCAAAACAAUAAAUUGAAAAGAUUUAAUAAAUGAAAAUCAAAGAAGAAUAACGAAAUAAAUUAGAUUAAUAAAAGAAAUAAUAAUAACCAAUUACAAAUUAAGGUAAUAUGCAUGAAUCAUUACCAAGAAGAGUUGGAGCCUUAUAAUAACUAUAAUAAUCUUUACCAAGUGAUGCAGUUAAUUAAUUAAGAUUAAUGAAACAAAAUAAGAAUGAAAAUAACUGAU